UUUCUGAUAAAGAUGAUGAAUCAUCACAGGAUAAUUUUAGCAUGCAGAGCCCAAACAGUAACCAGGUUGUGCAACUGUCCUAAUACAUGAAUUCAUUCACCAGCCCUGCCUGCGAGGAACCAGCAAAAGGAACGCGAGAGAUUUGACAGCUAUGCCUUUGGCGGCCAGCUUUUAAAUUAGCUCUUCUCAGCCAGGAACGUCGCUUCAGUAAGGAGUGGAGGCGGCUGAGAGCUGUGGAAUCCACACCCUUCUCCCUUCGCACUUUCAUCGCUAGCUCUAGCUUGGCGCAAGGCACGCUGGGACACCAGGGAGCUCAACCACCAUCACCAAGGCAACCCGCCGGCACGCGGUUGUCAUGGAGACCGGCGGGCACCGCGGAGAGUCUCGCAGAGGGGCUGCCUUCGCCCGCACCCAGGCAGGAUGCUUCGCCGAGGCUAUAAGGCCUCUGAAAGGCGAAGACACUUGAGCGACCACCUCAGCUGGCAACAAGACCAGGCGAUGAGCAGCAGCAUCUACCUCCUACGAGAGAUGGGCCCCACUGGCUUCCUGCUGAGGGAGGAGGAGCCGGAAAACAGGGAUUUCCGAGUUUUUUUAGGAAAUCCUCAUGUUUGUAACUGCUCCACAUUUCUGAAAGGAGGAGAACUUUGUAAGCAUAUAUGCUGGGUCUUGUUGAAAAAAUUCAAGCUUCCAAGGAAUCAUGAAUCUGCUUUGCAGUUAGGUCUUGUGGAAGGAGAAAUCAGUGACUUGCUUCGAGGGAUACAUCGAGUUCAAACUCCCCAACAAGGAACAAAUAAUGAAACUGUCCAUAUAGAAGAAGAUGGGUACAUUAAACAGAAGGAAAUUGGUUCAGAUGAUAUCUGCUCGAUUUGUCAAGAAGUACUUUUAGAGAAAAAGCUUCCUGUCACGUUUUGCAGGUUUGGUUGUGGCAAUAGCAUUCAUAUAAAAUGCAUGAAGAUCCUAGCUAAUUAUCAAGAUAUGAUUUCAAACACUUCCAUGUUGAAAUGUCCUCUGUGUAGGAAAGAGUUUGCACCAUUAAAACUUAUUUUAGAAGAAUUCAAAAACUCUAACAAACUUGUGACUGCAGCUGAAAAAGAGCGACUAGACAAACACCUUGGAAUUCCCUGUAAUAACUGUAAACAAUUUCCAAUUGAGGGGAAAUGUUAUAAGUGUACCAAAUGUAUAGAAUACCACUUAUGCCAGGAAUGUUUUGAUAGCUGCUGCCAUCUUUCUCACCCAUUUACAUUUCGUGAGAAGAGAAAUCAAAGAUGGAGAUCACUAGAAAAAGGAUCAGAUGAAAUUGCAAAAUAUGUAGACAUUAAAAAUGAGAUAGAAGAGAAGAUGCCACAUUUUCAAGGAAAGCAAGGCCAAGUUUACACACCAAAACAAGUGGUGAAGUCACUGCCUCUUUCACUGAUUACAAAGAAUAGUAAGCUGCUUGCUCCAGGCUAUCAGUGUCGACUUUGUUUGAAGGCAUUUCGUCUGGGUCAACAUACAAGAUUGCUACCAUGUACUCACAAGUUUCAUAGGAAAUGUAUUGACAGUUGGUUAUUCCACAAGUGCAAUUCAUGCCCUAUUGAUGGACAAGUUAUAUAUAACCCUUUAAUCUGGAAAGAUACGGCAGGAAAUGGACACACACAUCAAUCCAUUUCAAACACAAACAUCACUCAUCUGUCAAAACAGGAUAAACCAGAACUUUUUAUUCCUGGUACUGGAUUAGUCUUAAAACAAAAUAGACUUGGAAUUUUACCUAGCAUACCUCAACAUAAUUCUGAAAAGUUGAAUACACUUGUAAGUCCAACAGAUACCUAUCAGAAUAUAACAAUAGAUGAUCUAUUCUCUAUCAAGUUAGAUGAUUCAAACACAAGAAAAUUAACCUAUGAGUAUAAAAUUAGCCAACAUUUCCCCAGGUAUCUUCAAGAUUUACCAACUGGAUCCUUUGGAAAAAUGUCAUCUCAAACAUUUCUUCCUUCUAUUGCUCACAAGAAUAUUAUAUGUCUCACUGGAAUGGAAAGCCCAUGUAUCAGUGAAAAAUACCACACUGGUCAAAGUCAGAAGAUGGCCAAAGACUGUAAACAUAUUAACCACAAUCCAAAGAAGACUUUUGGUACUAGAAUAAGAGAAGACAAGAAGAGAUCAAAUACUUUACUUCCAGAAGAUUUAAAUCUUAUUGUCAAUUGGGGUACAACUAAAAUUAGUUUGUCUAAAAGAUAUAAUAAUUGUAUGGGAAAAAUUAGACAAAAAUGUAGUAAUCUGUCAAGAAAGCCUGAAUCUCAUCCUUCAAAUACAAAAAAUCCUGAGCUAUCUUUAAUAUUGGAAGGAGUUCAGUUAUGAAGAUGUAUUUUUUAUUAACAUCAGAAAAUAUUUGAAUAUUGAACAUAAAAAUGUUUUAUUUGUAGAACAUAACACUAUAUACUCUUGACAAAUGUACACAGAAUUCUUUGUCAUCAUUUUGCCUACUUGUCUGUGAAUGACUAACUACUCUUAAAAGAAAUGACCCCAUUCUCUGUAAGACUUAAAGCAUUAGGUGUUUUGAUGAGUAUGUUCAGGAUUUUGUUAAUUAUGAAUAAUACUUAGAAAUUU
Messenger RNA from Zalophus californianus (California sea lion), 2580 nucleotides. RefSeq names its product zinc finger SWIM-type containing 2 (gene ZSWIM2). Gene Ontology annotation, molecular function: zinc ion binding; ubiquitin protein ligase activity. The transcript has 9 exons. The record is from RefSeq and is a predicted model, not a curated record. The coding region runs from base 421 to 2331 and encodes 636 amino acids. NCBI's taxonomy places the organism in Eukaryota, Metazoa, Chordata, Mammalia, Carnivora, Otariidae.